UGACCAUCACUCCUGACAACAAACCACACUCCUGCUUGUGCUUGGGGACUGAGGGGUCCUGUCCCUGCGAAGUUGGCUUCAGGACCACCCACUGAGCAUCGGAACCUCCCUGUGUUUGGAGGAUUCCCUGAGCUAUGUCUUGAUGAAGGCAAAGACUGUUUCUCCAGCCCAGCUGGACCCGAAAAUGCCAGACACCCACAUUCGAAACCUCUCUUGCAACUAGCACACGGGCCUGCGGCUUGGGUGCCUCCGACUAGUCUCAGGACUGAGGCUACCACCAACCAACUGAGGAGGCCGCUGAGAUGAAUGCCUGCCGGGAAGGAAAGCCGGAUAGAGCAAGAAGACGAUGGAGCCAGGCAGGACUCAGAUAAGGCUCGAUCCCAGGUACACAGCAGAUCUUCUGGAGAUUCUGAAAACCAAUUACAGCGUUCCCUCUGCCUGCUUCUCUUACCCUCCCACUGCAGCCCAGCUUCUGAGAGCAUUGGGCCCUAUGGAAAUUUCCCUCAUGGUCAUCAUGACCUUGCUUGUCCUGGGCUCAAUAGCCAUCUUCCUGGAGGCUGCUGUCUACGUGCACAAGAACACUCGCUGCCCUAUCAAGAGGAAGACCCUGCUCUGGUGCAGCUCUUCACCCACGAUAGUGUCUGCAUUCUGCUGCUUUGGUCUCUGGAUUCCUCGUGCCCUCACACUUGUGGAAAUGGCCAUAACUGCGUUUUACGCAAUGUGCUUUUACCUGCUGAUGCAGGCCAUGGUGGAAGGCUUUGGUGGGAAGGAGGCAGUACUGAGGACACUGAAGGACACCCCGGUGAUGAUCCAUACAGGCCCCUGCUGCUGCUGCUGCCCCUGCUGCCCCCGAAUCAAGAUCACCAGGUGAGAUGGGAGGGAGAGUCUGCCUGGAAGAGCAGAUUGGCCUCUUCUGCACUCUCUUAAGAGCCUCUGCUGACUCUCUCAGUCCUGUUUCAAGCCUCAUGGGAUUUGGCUUGAAUAGAACAAAGUCAGUGAUGAAAGGGUGGGCAUCCCACAGCCAGGACCCACACACUGGGCACCCACACAGGGGUAGGAGGAACAGAGGAAGGAGAACUCCAGAGUUCCCAUCACUUACGCUCACUGUCCCCUACAAACUUUAUCACAGAGAACAAAUUGCACUUUGGGCUAUUUAUUUUCCCUUUCCAUCCAUUUCAGUUAAUGAGGUUGGGGUCAAUCCUCAGAUAGUUGUUGCUCAAAAGGCAUCACUAUGGUCUGAGGGUGAGUGGGAGGCAGUAAAGACGGUUCCCAAUGCUCUUCCUGAGUCCCCACCCACUUGACUAUGUUGGUGUCUAUGAUGGUGGCCAAGCCUUGCCAGGAACCCAGUGAGAGAGCUGGAAGUUCUGGUGGGUGGGUGAUUUGCAGGUCUAUGUUCCUAACCCUCUUCCCACUUCAGGAAGAGGCUUCAGCUGCUGCUGUUGGGCCCCAUCCAGUACGCCUUCUUCAAGAUAUCGCUGAGCCUGGUGGGCCUGUUUCUCAUC
Odocoileus virginianus texanus is the source of this 1502-nucleotide messenger RNA. The record is from RefSeq and is a predicted model, not a curated record. NCBI's taxonomy places the organism in Eukaryota, Metazoa, Chordata, Mammalia, Artiodactyla, Cervidae.